Coprinopsis cinerea okayama7#130 is the source of this 168-nucleotide messenger RNA. RefSeq lists its product as hypothetical. The record is from RefSeq and is a predicted model, not a curated record. Bases 1 to 168 code for a protein of 55 amino acids. NCBI's taxonomy places the organism in Eukaryota, Fungi, Basidiomycota, Agaricomycetes, Agaricales, Psathyrellaceae. The transcript has 2 exons.
AUGUCCCCAAUGAUCUCUGCUACCUUCUCCAAGGCCAUCAUCGCCGGGGUCCCCACCGACCGCAACCAAUCCAACGACGACCGCACUCCCAUCCUUCAGGUCGACCCUCAAUGCUGCCAUUGCGGCGAACGAGGAUACCACAGCAAGGAUUGCAUCUUCAAGGUCUAA